Messenger RNA from Mesorhabditis spiculigera, 963 nucleotides. Lineage: Eukaryota; Metazoa; Nematoda; Chromadorea; Rhabditida; Rhabditidae. The record is from the annotation of a GenBank genome assembly.
AUGGGUGACGCUGCGUUGCUGGACGAUCCUAAACAACUAAUCUAUGAGAACAAUCGUCUCCGGAGCCGCCUCCGCGACAUAGAGGAAGUUCUUCAGCAAAACGACCAAAACUACAACGAACUAGACAACAAGCACAAAGUGGUCCUCGAGGAAAAUAGGGAACUGGAGAAGAAGCUCGACCAAGAGAGGAAGGAACACUUGUUUUCACUCGAAUCAGCUAAUCAACUACGGGAUGAUGAGAAGCACAAAUUCGAACGCGAAUUAGCGAAGCUCCGCCAAGAAAACGAGCAGAUCAAGGCGGCCACAGUCGAAAUCUCAUUUGAGGAAAACCCACCAAACACCAAUAUGGGGGCAUCAUUUGUAACCGAGGAUGAACAGUCGGGCCGUUCAUACGCAGAAUACCUGGAGCUGCAAACUGUGAACGCGGAACUUCGGACGUGCCAAGAGCAACUACAAGCUCUAGAGGCGGCGCAUGAUGACAAGUUGUUCAAGAUGAAUACGCUGAAUAUCGAGUUGGAGAAGCUGAAGGAAGAAAAAGAAGAGCUCACGUCUUCACAGGCAGCCAGCAGCGCCUGCAGUUACUUCGACCCAGCCGGCGGCGAUUCUAUUUUUUCCGAGCUUACCAACGACCACAGCCACCUCGAGCAGACGGUCCGAAGUUUGCAGGAACAACUGGUGGAGACCUGUCACGAAAAUGCCAAGCUAAAAGCCGAGUACGAAGAGGUGUUGCGGCUUCGCGAUGAGAGUACAACGACCCUCUUACCAAAGACGGGUGACGACAACUCGAGCCUGACCGUCGUCGCUGCGCCCAUCGGCGGGACUUACGUCGGCGGCAUGUUCGGAGUGGUCGUCGGUAUGCUACUCGUGUUCGCCUUCCUGCUCUACUGCUUGUGCCUCCGCCCGGUCCGGUUCGUCAUCGACGCCGUUCAUUUGAACAGCCUCUACAACAAACACCAACUGAUC